AUGACCCCCAGAUCAUUCCUCCCCCAGGUAGUCGGACUCUUCUACGCCACCUUCGACCCCAGCCUCGGCCCCAUCGUCCAGUACCAGGUCCCGGAGAACCUCAUCGUCGACAGCACUUCAGAAGAGUCCCGCUCGAGGUCCCACUCUCGUUCUCGCUCCCGCUCCCGCCCCGCCUCCAAUCCCGACCAUUACCCCUCCGCAUCCCACUCUCCGCUAGGCAAGUAUCGCUCACGCGCCCUCCUCAACUUUGUGCCCCUGUCCGAGUAUGUCAUACCCAAGAAAUCCCUCCACGGGCGGCUCGUGACACUUCUCACCUCGGGCCUCGACGACAAUGCGGAUCAGGCUGAAUACAGGAUCAUGGGGUUUCCCAAUGUCAUGACUGCGCCCGAGGAGGGCACGUAUACGAGGAAUGAGUACAUGUGGAACCUGUGUUUUGUGUUUCACGCGAGCAGCUCGCUGGAAGCGUUCGAGCCGAUCGUGAGAAAGUGUGCGAGGAUUCUAAGAAGCGCAGAGCGAGACUCUUCGUACUUGUCGAAGCCGUCUAGCAGCCAUACCGCACUACCCGCAGUCCUUGAACAGCUCUUUGAAGAUCUCAACUCGUAUUCAGAAACGAGUAUUCCUCUGGACGGCUUCAACUCGCUGGAACUCAAGCUCUUUCCUUUCUACCCAAACCCGCCGGACUGUGAAGAUUGGCAUGUUCCUAUAGCCUUGGUCGAUUUGAAUGCCCACAAGGACGAUAAUUGGGACAUUACUGCCGCCCGCGUAUGCCAGUUCAUAGACGGUGUCAACCAUGUCAAGAAGAUUGCCGAAUUAGCAGACGCCGACGAGGCUCUCACAAGAGAGAUCUUCCGGCACAUGCUAUACUACCAAGUCGUCAUGAUGGUCGACAUCUUCCAAUACUCCAACAUGUACACUCUGAAACCCGUCAUCUCCCGCCUCGCCGCCGACGAGACCAUCAUCUCUGAAUGCGCAAGCUACGUCACCCGCCGUGGCUUUCCCCGCCCAGAAUGGCCCAUCCUCCUCCACCUCUACUCCAAACUCCAGCCCGGCAUCACCGUCCACGACUGGAUCGAAGCGCACGAAGUGCUCUCCUUGGGCAUAGAUCCCAGGCGGUUCGUGUCUUUUGGAAUCAUCAAGGGGUUCUUGAGGCGGGUGAAUCGGUGGGCAAAGUUGGUUGAGAGGAGGGAGCCAUUGAUACAGGUGCCAGAGCAGAGAAAGAGGGUGGGAUUUGAUGAGUCUGCAAGGGCGAACUCAAGCGGGUUCCAUCGGGAGAGGCCGCAGACGUACUUGAACCACAGUACUCUUGGUGCCAACGAGUCUGCCCUGUCUCUCAAGAACCCGGGCGAAUCGACAUUUACGCUACGAUCCGUCGGGUCCAACGCGUCCCUAGGCGUAUCGCCCUCGUCAAUGGCAAACUUUACCCCUCCAUCUAUCCAUAAUCGCUCUCCUCGACGAGGCCCGUUUGGUGCAGCCUCUACAGCGGGCACAAACAGCACCCACACCGUGCACCCCCGCUCCCACGCCUCGCACGCCGACUCCCAGACCCCCUCCCACCACUCCAUAUCCUCCCGCCGCGCCAUCGGCGGCAGUACAACCAACACCACCCUCACCACGUCCAACACUGCUUCCGGCGGGCUUCACCCAGGCGGCAGCGGCUUCAAUUUCCGGUACGGCAUGUCCACCCGGCAGAGGGAAGAAGCGCAUGCGAUCAAGCAGGCUGAAGAGCUUGAGGAGGAUUUGAUCAUGUUUUUGGAUGGGAGUCAUCAUGCGGAUGAGAUACAGGUGAAAUUUGGGUGGAGUUGGGGGCAGUUGGAAAAGAUCUUGGGGUUGGAUGAGGUUGAGGAUGGGAUGGGGAGGAAGGGGAUAACGGUGGUGUAUCGAUAG
Molecule: messenger RNA, 1884 nt
Organism: Cryptococcus amylolentus CBS 6039
Lineage: Eukaryota; Fungi; Basidiomycota; Tremellomycetes; Tremellales; Cryptococcaceae
Exons: 5
Coding region: 1-1884 (627 amino acids)
Biological process (GO): negative regulation of TORC1 signaling; positive regulation of autophagy
Cellular component (GO): vacuolar membrane; GATOR1 complex
Molecular function (GO): GTPase activator activity
Source: RefSeq, a predicted model, not a curated record